GCUUACGCAGCUUUUCCGGGAACGACAUGAAAUAUAAGCAGGCAGGUCUGCAGUCCGGGCGUCGGUAGAAUACACGAAACCAAUGAUUCCCAUAUGUCCAGUGGUCUCCUUCACCUAUGGUGAGUACUGAUAAAACGAUUAAAUUAACCUAUAGCUGUUUUUUGAACGUUUCGAUGCUAUAUAGGGAGCAGCAUUGAGAGACUGAGGUUAACGGUUAGUCCUUGGAGCGCUCGAUGGAGCCUCCUGCUAACAGUUAGCUUAGCUUAGCAUCAUCCUGUGUAUGUCUGUCCUCCGCAGUGCCCGGCCGGCUCGGUGAAGAUGCCAAAAUGGCUACCGGCAAUUACUUUGGAUUUACCCACGGCGCUGCCGCUCAGUACAGGUAAGGAGACCCGAGAGGUUCAUUCGUGAAGUUAUUUAGUAUUUACAUCGAGCUCUACAGCUCCCUCAGUGUGUACGUUGUAUGUUAUGGAGGCUGAACGUUCCUGCAGAGCCAUUGUUGGUGAGGGGGAGGGUUCCCCUCUGCUGCUGCUGCUGCUGCUGCAGUGAGCUGUCAGCGGAGGAUGGCUGGAAAACAGGCUGCGAUACAAACAACGUAACUGAAAAGAAACCUUUAACGUCGAUGCAUAUAUAUACGAUAUUUUACAAUUUUAACACAUCAUGUGUUUAAUGAGACAAUAUAAACACACACAGCUGUAACGUCACGUUUUCAGGCCAAAAAUAACUCAGGUAAGCCGUCAUAGUCCACUGGUGUCCAUAUCUAUAUCCAGUAAUCCACACAACCAGGACAGGAUAUUUCUGUCUAGACUUGCGUUUCCAGUCCCAUUUAAUCAACUUCUUUACCAAGCAACCGGAGCUCUUAUUCCUUUUUGUAGUAAUUACUGUGUUACUUGGUCAUUGUAAUUGUAAAAAUACACUCCAUUCACAGCCCACAGAUGAAGCCUUCUGUCCAUGUGCACAAACCUAUGCUAAGGGACAUUUAUUCUGCUGAUCUAUUAGAAGUUUUGACAUUUUCUGCCACACUGUAGCUGUUCGUGCUCUCCACUGAUUACUCUCUUUGUAAACAAAGGCCAGUACAAGCUGGAUUUGUGUCUCAACUAAGGCUGGGCGAUAUGGGGAAAAGUAUAUCUCAAUAUAUUUUUUUAUAUCAGUCAAUAUCGAUAUAUAUCAUGAUAUAAAAAAUGAAAUACAAAAUAUACAAAAUACAUUGCAAUACAAUAAGCUACUGCAUCUGUAAGGUCUUUGUGUUGCUCUCACAUUUUGUUGUAAGGCAUUGCUCUAAAGAAAGCAGGCUAAAUGGUCAUGUGUUUCGGCUGGACAGGUGCCAUGGGCUCCUUGCUCCACUCGUGGUUUGUAACCUUUGCAUUGCGCAUGCUCUGCAGCGUGGCACUGCUUCAGGUGGUGAAAAAGAUUUUCGGUACUCCCGACUUUGCGAGAACAUGUCUGACCUCAAAAAAACAAAAUACCUCCACACCACCGACAUUUUCGUGCCAGUGUUGUUGACGAUGUUGUCAUCUGUUGAACCUUUAUCUGCAUUUCUGCCAGGGGUAGCACUCAUUUUCUUUUCUUUUUUUCUCAGUCCGACAGUGCUGUCAGCUUCACAUGUUAGAAUGUGAUGGUUGCGUGUAGCUGCAGCCUGCUUCUACGCAGUUGUUUCUACUUUGUUCUUAUUCAGCACAUGAUUGGUUCAGCGCAAAGCAGACCCGGAGCCACGUCCCUUUUCAUUGGCUAUUGGUGUAGUCUACCAAAACAUGGCAGAAUGCCGACUAUUGAAAAAAAUAUUGACCAUGUUUUAUAUUGAUAUUGAGGGAAAUAAAUUUUUGAUAUAUAUUGUUAUUGUUUUAUCGCCCAGCCCUUGUCUCAACUAUCACUGAAACCUGGGGCAUGUUCCAUAUGAGGACUUCCUCAGACCCACAAGCUGUAAAGAACAACAUAAUAGCAGCUAACAGAACAGUAGAAAAAGUGUGGUGAUGAGCUACUGUGAACCUCAGUUAGCCUGAAAUGCUUUCUAUAAAGGCAUAAUCUCCAAAUGUUUAACUUCAUAUGAGUGGCAAAGCAGCUAAAACAAAGCACUUUAGGAUGCAGCUGAUUAGUGCCUUUUAAAAAAGCUGUCAUGGUUAACAAUAAAAGAAAAAAGACGUGAUUGACGUGAUGUAGAGAAACAUGGUAACCACAAAAUAAAUCAAUAAAUAAAAUAGUAAAAUUAAUUUAACAUGAAAAAAAGAGGGAAAGUCUUGGCCCAUACAUGCUUAAAUGUGCUUGCAUAAUGUUUUUUUCCAAUAGCACUGAUAUUGUAUGUAAUGGAGUCAACCUAAUAGGCACUUAUUGAGGUAAAAACACUUAUUAGUGAUUUGUUGCUCAUAAAAACCCACUUAAAAAUCCUGAAAAUUUUCGAUUGGGCUUGUAACAGCUGAUUGGGAAGACACUGGGUUAAUCACAGGACUAACAGUAGAAGAGCAGACUAUCAAACAGUCUGAGACAUCACAGCACAAAAUUAUCAGCCAAUAGUACAGGUUACAGAAAAGAUCCCAAUGCUUGUUUUAUUCACCCUGGAUUGUUCUUCGGCUGCCUGAUAUUGAAGGAACAGAUUGUACAUUUUGUUAUUGCCACCCUACUUUACCAACACUUGAGCCAGAAAAAAGUGCCCUGGUCUAUUUAUUCUCUGCCAGUUGCAGGGGGGAUGUGGAUGUAAAUGGGAUGAAUACACUUUUUUGGUUUCGGUGCAUACAUAAGGUGAGAUGUGCUUCCCGUCCUGCACUAUUGACCUACAAAACACCCACAGGUUACAUACAGAGCUUUUUAUCCAUCCCCCCACUUUAUUUUAUUCAAUCUUAUUUCCACCCCCUCAGCCAAACACAUGUGAAAAGGUUUCUUUUUAUCUGGAGUGCUUCACUGACUGAGUCACCAGGAGCUUGAGAGGGAUUGCAGCUUUUAGUUAAAUAAUAAUGGCACAGUGGCAUCUGAAGCCUGGUGUUUUGUGUUGGUAUGUUUUCAUGCCACUAUUAAACAAUUACACUUAAAAAAAAUUAUGACAUAAUAAAAGGUAAUUCUUUCAUAAUUGGAAUAAGUAAACUGUCAUAUAUUCUUUGUUUUAAGUCUCAAGUGUUUUUCUUAAUUCUGAUGAUUUUGCCUUUAUAGCUCAUGUAAAUUAGAAAUCUAUUAUCUGACAUUAUUGGAAUAUUUCCUAAAAUCAACCACAGGAAAGGAUUUAUAAUGUAAAAAUGAUCGGCUUCUAAGACAUUUUCAUUUAUUGCACUUGGUUAGUCUGAGGUUGUGGCUCUUAACGACUUUUACAACAUCAGUGAUCCAAAGACAGACCAUACAUUUUUAAUCCAUUUACAUAUGCAGUACAGUCCAUCAAAUAUUUCAUCACCCACCAUAAAUAUGUGUGAUUUUAUGCGUUAAUGAUGAUCACUGCAGCACACACACACAUAGUGCACAUAUUUGCUCAGAUUUUUUUUUCCACCUCAUCAACAUCAGACCAAAAAGAGCUGGGCAGGGAUCAUCUUUUGAAUAGAGACCCUUUUUUUUGUUUUAUAUUAUGCUUUUACUAACUUACUUAAAAAGCAACAAAACUCCAUAGUUUAGGAAUUAGGUCAUUUCACUCUCUCCUAAUAUGGAGGAUUUAGGAUUUUUAAGACAGAGCAUUUUAAAAUGAUCAAAUCGAAACAUGGCAGCAGCACAAAGCAAUCUCUGAUUUAUAACCACUAAAAACAAGCAGAUUGUAUAAAGAACAUAUAUAUUUACAGAGCCUAUGUGUGCAAAACUCUUUAUCCUUACUGCACCUAAUCUGUUGCCCUUUAUGUGUUUUGUAACAGUCAGCAGCCAGCAGCUGGGGUAGCAUACACUCAUCCCACCACAGUGGCCAGUUACACCGUUCAUCAAGCGCCUGUGGCGGCUCACACUGUGGCAGCAGCCUAUGCUCCCACAGCAGCCACCGUUGCCGUAGCGAGGCCUGCGCCGGUAGCUGUGGCAGCUGCUGCUACUGCUGCAGCUUAUGGAGGAUACCAGCCGACACAUGCUGCCACCGACUAUGGCUACGCUCAGCACCAGCCUGAAGUUCCUCCACCCCCUCCACCUGUCACCUCACAAAACUACCAGGUACACUUGGAGUUUACAGAAAUAAUGAAAUCUGAGUUUAAUUUUCUUUUGAAGCACACUUUGACAUGUGUAACCCCAAAGUUUGUAUUCAGCUCCUAACUCUUUUUACUCUCCUUCUCAGGACACUUACUCGUAUGUCCGCUCCACAGCUCCUGCUGUGGCCUAUGACAGUAAGCAGUAUUACCAGCAGCCCACUGCUACAGCUGCUGUUGCUGCUGCACAGCCACAACCCAGCGUGGCAGAGUCCUACUACCAAACGGGUAAAUACACUCCUUAGUGAUUGUGAUUCAUUUAUACCCUUUUUUUAAAGAGGUGUUUUUGUAUAAGAUCAUUGUACUUGCAGAGCUUGAGCUGUGUCAUUUAUGCAACUCUUACUCUGUUGCCAAAGAUUUCAUUAGGCAUUGUAGUCACUUUACUGAUAUAAUAAAACUACCCUUUAAUUUAAAAGGAAGCAAUAUAUAGUGAAGUUUUAUUCAACUCUCAAUUUGUUUGCUAUCAAGCAUGUAAAGAAAUCUCUCAACAGGUAUCAUUGAAUUAAUGUCAGCAUCCCAGAUCAUUAAUUUUACUGAUUUAUAGAAAACAUUCACUAACAUACACACGUUUCAUAAAGUUGGGAUAGAAAGAAAAUAUUCUGAGAGCUAAUGUUCUUUUUGUUUAUUUUAUUCUAUUCUCAGCCCCCAAACCAGGAUACAGUCAGGGUGUAACAUCAUACACACAAAGCCAGCAGACCCGACAGGUGACCGUGAUAAAACGAGCAGCUCCCAGUCCGGCCUCUUCCACCUUCUCCAUCUACCCAGUGACCUCCACAGUCCAGCCUGUGGCUGCUGCUGCUUCUGUGGUUCCUUCGUACUCCCAGAGCCCGACAUACAGCACCAACGCUGUCACAUACUCUGGUAAGGCCUGACACAGGGUUUACUGUUUACUGAAAUGGUUCGCAUGACACGUUGUAGGAAAAGUGGAACAAACAAAGCUGUGUUUUGUCUUUUCAUAUGUAAUUAGCUAGUUUUAGCAAGUCAGAAUGCACAGCCUGUUUGCUCCUUGAUUUUAACUUGCUUAAAGUGACAGUGCACAUAUGUUAAGCUGUUAGUUCAGCAUGUUGGCGUGCAAGGUUUCCAAUUCAUAAUUUGACAUUUUAAAAGUGGGACAGCACAGAAUACUCACACACCCAGUAACGCACUCUCAAGUCUGUGUUAGGAUUUGGCCAAUCUUAAUAAUAAUAAUGCAUUUUAUUUAUAAGUGCCUUUUGUAACACUCAAGGUCACUUUACAGAUAAAAACAGAAUGGGCUAUUCUAAGCAGCUGGGUUUGGAGUCUGGUCUUGAAGAGAGGGAGAGGGUCAGUGUUCCAGAUGUCUGGUGGUAUUGAGUUCCAGAGCUUGGAGCAGAGCGGCUGAAAGCUCUACUCCCCAAGGUGCUGAGGCGGGCAGAGGGCAUGUCGGAGGAGAUCACAGAGAUAGGGUGGCUGACCUUGAAUGCAUACAGGAGGAUUUUGAUUUCUGUUCUGGAUUUAACUGAGAACCAGUGGAGCUGCUGUAGGACAGCGGUGGUGUGGUGAAAUGAGUGAGUUUUGGUGAAGAUACGAGCAGCAAAGUUCUGAACCAGUCGAAGUUUAUGGAGAGAUUUAUGAGGAAGACCAAAGAGAAGAGAGUUACAGCAAUCAAUCAAACGAUGGCAGUAGGAUUACACAAAACAGUGAGCAGAUUCUAAGUCGUUCUUUUUUCUCCUCAUCCUUUCAAGGAACAUCGUACUCUGGCUACGAGGCAGCGGUUUACUCUGCAGCUUCCAGCUACUACCAACAGCAGCAGCAGCAGAAGCAGGCGGUGGCAGCUGUGGCAGCAACAGCAGCGUGGACUGGGAACACAUUCACGAAGAAACCCUCAUUCCAGAGCAAACAGCUACGACCCAAACAGCCGCCAAAACCCCCUCAGAUCCACUACUGUGAUGUUUGUAAGAUCAGCUGUGCCGGCCCACAGGUGAGUUCAUACAGCACACAGGAACACAGAUUCAAAUUCAGAAACAUGUAUAUCUGGUCAAAAUUGUAUAAAUCCCAAGAUUUGUGGGAAUGAAAGGCCUCUUUCUUCAUCUGUUAACUUUUUUCCUAUUGUUGGUUUUAUAAUCUGUAAACUAAGAGGCCUUUAUCAAAUUUAGAUCAUGGUAAAUACUGCAGAGCAAUUGGGAAUAGUUGUGAUUUUUAAUACUUUAUCCACUAAAUACUUCAGACUUACAAGGAGCAUCUGGAGGGUCAGAAACACAAGAAGAAAGAGGCAGCCCUCAAAGUUACUCAGAGCAGCACCAGCAGCGGGAGCAGUGGAGGAGUUUUAGCCCGAAAUGCUCAGAAUCAACUCCGCUGUGAACUCUGUGAUGUAUCCUGCACUGGCGCUGACGCCUACGCCGCACAUAUCAGAGGAGCCAAACACCAGAAGGUAAGGAGAUGAGCCGUGUGAAAGUAAACUCCGUCUUUGUCAUGACUUCUCUCUAAACAUUUAAAUCACAACUUUAAACUCGAGCUCUGAUGUCUGCCUAUGUUGCUCAGUGGUCUUGUUUCCAAAGAGACUUACUUGCCAAACAUGAAUCCUCUUAACGUCAAAUAUACAUAAUCUUCUAUCCUGUGCACUGAUGUGGAGGAUGAAGCCUAAAAAUCAUCCUUUCAAAUCCACUCCUACUGACAACGAAACACUGACAGCUUAGUGAAACAAACGUCUUCUGUCUGUUUUCUUUGGAUGCUCCAGUUUCCUUUCAUGGAGUAUGCUCUCGUUUUGCUUGUUUCUUCAAAACCUAUUAACUGAAAAUGUGUUUUUCAGUUAUGGUUCAAAUUUGAGGGCUAAGAAAGAAAGUUUUAAACAAGGCAGUGCUGCAUUAACAGAAAUACAGAACCUCAACCGUAAGCCUGUAAAUACGAAGUUGAAUUUUGAAUCCAAAUUACUGUUACUUACUACGUCUUUUAAAUAGGUCGUGAAGCUUCACACCAAACUUGGAAAGCCCAUCCCCUCCACGGAGCCCAGUAUGGUCACUCAGACGUCAUCCUCAACCACAGCUGCCCCAAGUAAGACCACCACAGCUUCCCUAAACAGCUCCAGCACCUCUAGCUCUCUAUGUGGCUCCGCCUCCUCCUCCACUGCCUCCGCCUCCAGCGCUACCUGCUUGAAACCCGUCAACAUCGUCAGCAGCGGUGUGGGAGGAAUCAAGAACCCAUUAGCCAGCAGCCUCUCUGCGGUGAACUCCGCCACAGCUGGGAAGAAAGUCAGCACACCCAAGAUCAACUUUGUUGGUGAGUGAAAGGAUUUUAGCAGUAAAGCACCAUUAAAAGGUAAAAAAAAAAGCCAUAUUUACACUGUACCAAGAUGUGUCUAAAAGUGGAUUCAUACAAGAAUUGGAGAUUUUGCAUUCCCUAAAUCUUUGCAAAUGCACAAAGAAAACACCAUCUGAUCCAUAGAGCAUGCACAAAGGAAUAAGAGUACCACCAACUGUUCUCAACUCCUGACUGUUGUGAUUAAAUGUUUUAUUUCUCAAUCACAGGUGGGAAUAAACUACAGACAACAGUGAAGAUGGACGAGGGUAGAGUCGAGGCCAAAGUCGACUCUAAACCUGCCAUGCCCUCUUCAGGUCUUCAGGACGCAAAGACUGAUCUGUCAGAUUCUCUUUCCACGUCAGCUCUUGCUGCUCUGCAGAGUGACGUUCAACCAGUUGGUCAUGACUAUGUUGAAGAGGUACGUUUUGGCAGCUCCCUGCGUAGACUUAAUCUGACAUACAGUAAGUCUAGUUGAGCUAAGAUUUAAUGUUUCAAACUUAUCUCUAGGUCCGAAAUGAUGAAGGCAAAGUCAUCCGCUUCCACUGCAAACUGUGUGAAUGUAGUUUCAAUGAUCCCAACGCAAAGGAGAUGCAUCUAAAGGGGAGAAGACAUCGCCUGCAGUACAAGGUGACUGUCUAAUUCAAAGAUAUUUUUUCCAACAUGAUUACCUGCUGCAUUUGCCAGGACUCUCUGAGGAAAUGUUUUUUUGUGACGCUUGUAUUCUACAUGUUUUGCAGAAAAAGGUGAACCCAGAUCUGCAGGUGGAAGUCAAACCGAGCAUACGGGCGAGAAAGAUUCAGGAGGAGAAGAUGAGGAAGCAGAUGCAGAAAGAGGAGUACUGGAGACGAAGAGAGGAGGAGGAGCGCUGGAGGAUGGAGAUGCGGUAAGCUCAUUUCUUUUGUAAAGUAGGAGAUUUAGUAUGUCUGUAGCACACAGUCAGCUUUUGAAACGUUAGAACGGGAUCUGAGUGAAAUUUCCUUUAAGUCUGUAAUAGAUAGUUAAUCGUCUCUUUUUGUUCAGGCGUUAUGAAGAAGACAUGUACUGGAGGCGCAUGGAGGAGGAACAGCACCACUGGGACGAUCGACGUCGCCUGCCGGAUGGAGGGUAUCCACAGGGGCCUCCUGGUCUACUGGGGGUCAGGCCUGGCAUGCCUGGUCUGCAGCCACAGGGUCCUGUGGUGGGUUUGAGAUUGUACCUGAGCAGAGUGAACAGUCUAUUGAAUCUUUAUUAGGAACUCUCAAGCUGUUUAUAUCAAGCAUUAACGUUGAAUCUGGGUGACAUUGCUGAGCACUCACACCUGAGAUUAAAGCUUUUAAUCCAGUCACCCAGAUCUGAUGAUACUGCGAGGUGUAAACAAGAUCCAUUCCAAACAGUCUCUCUGUUACGAGUCUGACUUUGUCCCUCUGUGUUCCAGCCUCCUCGGCGGCCUGAUUCCUCAGAUGACCGUUAUGUCAUGACCAAACACGCAGCCAUUUAUCCCUCUGAGGAUGAACUCCAGUCUAUCCAGAAGAUUGUGUCCAUCACAGAACGAGCCCUGAAACUGGUCUCAGAUAUAAUUACUGACCAAGACAAGGGGAAAGAGGAGGACAAAGAGAAGAAAGAACCUGCUAAAGACAGGUCCGAGAUGUGGGUGAUUUCAUUCCUUUUACCCUAAUUCACAUUGUGUACUGACUGUAGACAUUAGUCUAGACAGUCGUAUGAAGGUCUUUACGCAGAAUGUAUUUUCCAGACUGAUGUUUCCAUGUAUUUCCUUUUUUCUCUUUUGACUCUCAGGGCUCUAAAGGGAGUGAUGAGGGUCGGGGUCCUUGCCAAAGGUUUGCUGCUUCGCGGUGACAAGAAUGUAAACCUGGUCUUGCUCUGCUCAGAGAAACCCACCAAGAGCCUCCUGACACGCAUCGUGGAGCACCUCCCCAAACAGCUGACAGUACUGUCCUCACAUAAUAAUCACUCCACAGUUCAUUUAACAGCGGCCACUUUGGCUGUUGUUCUUUAGGAGCCACCUGGAGGAUAGUUCCUAUUUAAGAAAGCUCUUUAAAGUGUUUUGUCUGAUUUGUAAACUGGACUGGACCCUUUGGUAGAAACACAGCCUUAAAACCACCCCCAGUACCAGUUAAAAUGGCCAUGUGAAUUUGGAUUUGGUGUACCAGUUGCAUUUACUGUGAAUUUAAGGAGCAUGCUAAGUACAUGAACCUCUUCACUGUUUUCCCAGGUUGUAACACCAGAGAAGUACGAGGUGAAGGGAUCCAUCCAGGAAGCAGCAAUCAUUCUGACUUCCUGCACCGAACCAAAGAUGCAAGUGACGAUCACACUGACCUCACCCAUCAUCAGAGAGGAGACGGGCCGGGACGGAGGUUGGAGACCCCCUCACAGCCCUUUCCUGUGCACUUCUUUUCUUGCCUUUCUGCUCUUUCUCUAUGAAAUCAGUCUUGAUAUGUUGGUUGAAUCCCUGAAGAGCAGCAUCCUGCUGGCACUCCACAAACGCUGUUUUGUUGGGCUUUGAAUCCGAUCAUCCUGGAAUCUUGCUCUCCAUUUGUGAUUCAUUUCAGAAAUCAAAAAUGAUGGGGCAACCGAGGAGUGCAAGCUCAUCAGAACUUGAGUUGUGGUCUCUUUCCCACAGGGUUUCUUUCUUUGUGCAGAGUGUUUUACCUGCUGAAAUUUCAAAGUAACAAAUUCAAUCAAAUUAGAAAGAAUACAUUUAUCUUACAACCCCAAUUCCACCAAAAUUGAGCAGUUGUACAAAGUUGUAUAAAAACAGAUGUUGAUGGUUUGCAAAUCAUUUAAACCUUUUUAAUUGAAUAUAGUACAGAAAGAAAACAAUUUUCUUUCAUUAAAACUAUAUACUCAUUUCAUAUUUGGUACCAGCAGUAUGUUUUAAAAAGGUUGUGACAGGGACAACACUGAAAAGUAGUGUAAGUACUUUAAAACACCCGAAGCAACAUCUCCUAACUAAUGAGGUUAACUUGUAAUAAGUUAGUAACAUGAACCAGAAAUCAAGAAAGGCUGAGUCUCAGAAGUACAGAUUAGAUCUGUGAGAGACUGCGUGAGCACAUGAUACAACAAUCGUGGAUAAUAAUUCGUGAAUCAGAUGGCUGUGAUCUUUAGGCCCUCCUUCAGUAUUGCAUUAACAACUGACACGGCUCUGGUGGAAAAUACUGCAUUGGCUUAAAAUCACUUCCAAAGACUAUUUUCUGUUCUCACAGAUCAUUGCAGCAUCCACAAUGCACCGUGCAAAGUGAAUACUAUAUUUAAACAUGAUCCAGAACCGCUGGAGACUACACUGAGCCUGAGGUGAAGUGGAAAACUGACCUGUGAUCUGAUAAAUCAAAUGUUGAUAUUCUUUUAGAAGUCAUGGUUGUCUUGUCCUUCAUCUUAAACCACAGAGGGGCCACACCGCUUAUCAGUUAAAAAUCCAGCCUCCUUGCUGGUUUAGGGAAUUCAUCAGAGUCCAUUUUAAGACUAUCUCACACAUCAGGGAGGGCUCCAUUAAUACUGAUAUACACUGCACGGCAGCAUAUGUUGCUCCAAAAGCUGACUAACUUGCAUGAUACUACUAGAUAAUGUUAAGCUAUAUUCUGUAUGUAUUACAACAGUGUAGCUUCACAGUAGAAGAGUACAGUUGCUAAACUGGCCUCCCUGCAAUCCCAACCUGUCACCCAGUAAAAACAUUCGGUGCACAAAGAAGUUUAAUACACAACAUAGGAAACUUAAGGAGUUCAAACCCUGAAGUGGAACAAAAUUGUAAUUUCCAAACUAUACUUGCAAACCAUUAUAUUCUUUUUUUAUUUAUCUUUUACACGGCUUCCAAGCAUUUUGGGAAUUUGGGUUGUAAUAAAGCAGCACAUUUAGAUAAUCUUGUUUACUAAUUUGAGGAGGGAGACCCCAUGGUUUUAACCUUUUUUUCUUCUUUUUUUUUUAAUGAAGUGGGGCAGAUUACUUGACCUAAAAGGAAGAAAGAGGAAAGUGCCAGCAGUUCUGCUCUUGGGCUUUUUGCUCUGUAACUCCUUCCUCUCAAAUGCUAUCUUUAUCCCUUAAACAAAGCAUGAUCAGUGUUUGCAUUGUGUUAAGUCUAGUUAUUCCCAGGUGAGAUUCUAUUUUGUUUCCUGUGUUUCAGGAGAUUCACUUUCUAUUUUAUUAAUAGCCAGAAUCAACAGGAGACGUCCAUUGCUCUAUCUUUUCUCCAAGCUUUCCUAAAGAUCAGGAGACAAAAAAAGAGUGCAGAAGAUAAAAGUAAAAGUCAACAGAAGACAGUUCUGUUCCUGAAGUUUAAAUUUGGCAUCAAGUCUGCAAACUUGUUUGAAAUCUUCUCUCUCAAAACAAGAUUUGGCAGAAAGAAUAAGAAGUUAUUUCUCACAGGAAACAAAUCUUCCUUUGUGUACUGGUGAAGAGUUCACCAUGCUGAGGUCCCCUGUUCCUAAAGUGCUCCCCUGAGUUGAUUUUAUGUUCCUUUACACACAUAAAAACUCAAAUUGGGCCCACUAGGAGAUGAACUGAAGAUCUGUUCAGCAAAAAAUGACAGUUUUUGUCUUUUGAUUUCUCUGAAAACAGAAAGAUGAGGACCAUUUUUUGUUUUUUGAUUUAAUUGAAAAUAUGAAGACAAAUCUUGACCAAUAUUUUUUUUUUGUAAACCUGACUAUCUUGAACUAUUCUUAGGGGAGUAUUGUUAAGUGCUCAGGUAAGAAAGCUAUGACAGAGGAAUCUUUGGUUGGACCUGAGUACAGCCUCUGGAUUGUUGGGGUCUUAUUCCAACCUGCUGAUGUUAGGUAUGCAUGCAGUGAUAUCCUAACCCCUUUUGUUUGCUGGUAGCUCUCAUGUUUUUUUCUCUUCUUCAGCACCCAUUGCUUCCUCCUCUUUAUAUCUGUAGUGAUAUAUACAGUCCAGAACACAGACCCCUUUACUCCUCUAAGCAAAAAGACAAGAAAAAAAAACUUCUACAUUGUCUCCUAUCAGAGGUUAAGAAGGGCCCAACAGCUUCGGAAGGAUUUUUGACCAAGGUUUUCUCACAUCCCAAAAACUUUGCCACACCUACUACUGCCAUGCUACUUUUUAUCAGGUCAUUUUUUAAGAGAUAUGACUCUUUCUUUCUCUCUGCAUCAACUUCAAACUAGAGCAAGUUAAGACCAAAGAUUUGCAACCAGAAAUCAAGCUUGGACCGACUGACACUGUCUCAACUGGUUUUAUUAGAUAAGAAAUACAGCCUGUUAAAAUACUCUGUCAGCCUGUAGAAGUCCCAGAGUCUUUUGCUCUCCAGGCUUAAACCUGGGCCUGAGCACAGUUAUCUCCAAUAAAUACAACUUUUCUCCAAGAUAAUUGAUUUCCCCAAGGACCUCUGAGUGGGUUUUAUCCAACUGCCUCUAAAUAUUCAUGUCCAUCCACUUUUCAGAUUACAACUCAACCUCUGCAACCUUCCCUCAAGAUGGUACAGAGCACUGAUACUAGUCCAAAAAUUGACUUUAGAGGUGAAACAGUUGUGAAAUGGUUACAGAUAGUCUGGGGUAAAUUUAUCUUUAAAUUACAAACUGCCAGCACAUGGAAAGGGUAAAGUUUGGAUCAAAUGGAUCCCUAAACUCAAUCUCAGUAAUUCCAGCAAUCCCAGAACGCAUGGUCAGUCGCCUCUUUUUAGUUGUUUGGAGUUUUUUAGUGUCGUUUUUUAUUAUUUGAGAAAAUGGGACAGUGGACAGAGCAGGAAACUCCAUCAGAGAGGAGACAGGAACCGAAAUCAAACCUUGCCCAUCUGCUUGCAGCAUAAGCUCCAUAAGCACGAUGUAGACUCAGAUUGCUCGGCCAGCAGCACCCCAGCCAUCAUGUAUUGGAGUGGUUGGGAGUGAUUACAGAUUUUACCAGACUUCUUGUCCGAUUCCAGGAAUUUCUCUUCAAAGAACCAAGUGGGUCUUGUGGUCCUUUGUGGUCUACAUUUCCACACAGUCCAAAGUCCUGAGUAGAGUAUGAAAAUCAGACCAAUAACAUUGAGAUAGUAGUCCAGGAAACUUUUUGGAAAAUUGCAUCUCUUGUGCAGCUCUUUAUUUUCGGUAUUUAUCAUUUUGGCAACAAACAAGCUGCUUUUAUUAUUGGAUAACUCCAGGUCAUUAAUGUAGAACUUUUUCCUGGCAGUUUUUGAUACUGUUGAACCUAAAAAAAAUAAUGUAGAGUAUCAUUUUGAAGCAUGUGAAAGUCUACUUGUUGCAAAUCUUUAGUCUUAACUGAGGUUCAAAGUUCUUAUAAUUCCUCUUCUCUCUUUGAAAAUGAGCAAAAACAACUUCUCCAUGCUACUGAAAGAGAUUGUAGGCAAAUUUACAACACAAUUACCUGAUAAAAUGGUAUUGGCUUCAAGAUAUCUGGGAGAUUAACACAUGUAAUUCAGCUACAAACACAUGAGUCCAACUGUGUUUAUUGUUGAGUCAGUAAAUUCACACUCUUCUCACAGAAUAUAGUGACUUAACAUCUCGUACACUGUUGAUCUGUAUCCACUCACUUUGACCAUGUGUAGGUUUGUGUAGUCAGUUUUCCUGUGUCAGUUAGCUUUUUUCAGAAAUCACAAAAUCUCACAACCCACUGCAGGUUGUCCUGGAAACAAACUUUGGUAUGUGUGGCAAUGUGUUUGUUCUCUGCCAGCCUCGCUGACCUGGUCAAACACCCGUUCCUCAUCACCAUUUUGACACUUGAAAUCCAUUUUUAGAUGUAACCUCGGGUAUGGUGAAAGACCCAGCGGACGUCUUGGACAGGCAAAAAUGCCUUGACGCUCUGGCUGCUCUGCGCCACGCUAAGUGGUUCCAGGUUCGGAACAUCAUUUUACUUUCUUAUUGUAGCCUUAUGAGAUGCAUUCUUUAUUUGUUUAUUCAUUUAUUUGUGUUUUACACAUUUGGUUUUCAUUUUAUAUCCAAGAGGAAAACUAUUACUAUUUGAAGAGAAAAAAGAUAUAUUCAAGGAUGCCAAACAUAACAACAAGGAUCUGAUUAUUAUCCAUCCAUGUAUGCAAUAUAACUCUAAUUUCAUUUAAAGAUUUUUAUAUGAAAAAAACUUGUCUUAACAAAAAUAACUGGCAUCCUUGUAUUCCCUUUCAAUUGUCCAAGUAUUGUAGGUUCAUGUGAUUCCAUAAGGCUGCACAAUAACUUGCACAGAGUUGUGCCAUCAAGAAGUGCUUCCAUGUUUGUAUUGUUUUUACUCUAUAUAUUUAGUAGAAUGGGGAUUGAGAGAAAAAAAGAACAUCUGAGUAUUUUCCUGUGAUUCUGCUCUCUGAGCACAAGCACAGGUAAAGUAAAGCAGAUUUCUUUGGAUCUGUCAGUCCCUAUACUCUCCUCUCAGGUGGACUCUUGUACUCUUAAGUACCUGUUGGUCAGAAACCUGAUAAACCUGGGGUCAGGGUUUAGAAGAUGGCAAGAAACGUGCUCAUUUCUUGUGCAUCUUGCAAACUUUGAACUUCCUUACUAACUGUGAGGUACAAGACUACUGGGAAUGGCAGCUGAUUGCUAACUCUUACAGCUCAUUUGCACCUCAAAGCAUACUCAAGCUUCCAUUAUGCACAGUAGUGUUUGGACCUCUAUGGCAGAACUGAUUCACCUGUUUGGUCCAUCUCCUGUCACCUGUGUGUUACUGUGUAAACCUAACUUUAUUGCAUCAAAAGGCUAGAGCCAACGGACUUCAGUCCUGCGUGAUCAUCAUCCGGAUCCUGAGAGACCUCUGUCAGAGAGUCCCCACAUGGUCGCCCUUCCCAGGAUGGGUAAGAUAUUUCAGCAGUUUGUGAGUUUUGAAGGUGUCGUAAAUGAGAAUUUCAAAUUGGUGGGCAAAAUGUAAGUCAUUCAGAAUAGUAUUUCUCAAUCCUUUACCAAAAGCACUCUGAUAGUGUAAGCUAUUUAGGACCAAUGUAACAGAUUUCAAGAAAUAGUACAACAUUAAACCACAUGAAUCUAGCAACAUGUUGUUUCUUAACCUCACUACUUUCAUCCAGAGGUCACAUAUAUAGUUGAAGAUAUCAAGUAUGAAUACUGUAAGACCUCAGUUCAAAAAGAAUAGACUUUUUUUUGAAAUUUGUUUCUAAAAGCAGAAUUUUACAGAUUGCAAGUCGUUUAAAAUCUGUAUUCAGUUAAAAUACAGCUGAGACAGUGUAUGAAAUGUUCAAACAAAACACUUAAAAAGUUGUGUAAUGCUACAACUUUUAAAAAUAUAUAUAUAAUGAAAAUAUUUAGAGAAUCUGGAUAAAUCUCUGUACAAAUAGGACAAGGCCUGAUAGCAUUACUGGAUGACCAUAAUCUUCAGGUGGCACUGCAUUAUUGACAUUGAAGUUGAAAUCACUGCAUAGGAUACAAAUCAGUUCCAAAAACCAUUGAUGGUACACAUAGAUCAUUGCUGCUUUAGUGGUUACUAGUGACAUACACUUGUGGGUGUUAUUUAGUUACCUUAACAGGUAACUGUAGCUGUUGGCCAGGAGCAGACAUCAUCAGGUAGUACACAACCCUCUUAGAGCAUUUGGUCCUCUAUUACACCGUUCUCCAGUUGGUGGACUAGCAGUGGUGGCCAUCUCACUGCCCAUCUGCUUCUGGCCUUCAGUUUUCCUCCAGCGAUUCCACUUGAGGCUUGUUCUGCCUUCUCUCCCAUUCUGCGAGCUGCUUGUUUCUUGCUCUGUGUGUCCAGGCCAAGAGCUGACUUGACUGGGAAGUCCCUUCAGCUGAUUUCCACAGGGAAUGGCCAUGGUUGCCAGCCCUUGUCUCUACAGUCCUGGAACAUGGACUGGUACUUCAAGCCUUUCACUCGUGGCACCGUUAGCUCAACCAGAAUUAUCUCCAGGUCUUUGGUUGACUGGCCGUAGGGUUGUGUGCACCCCCUACGGGAACUUCCUACAUCGACGCGCAUCUUCUAGUGUUAGGGUUAGGAUGAACCUUCUCCUAUAAAGGUGAUUGUUCUCUUCUGGGUUAGAAGCGUACCAUGCAAAGAGGAAACCAUAAACAUGAACUUAAAAUUGCUGGGAAAACUCGCCCGCAGUCUGAUAAAUCAAAACUUGACUUUCAUUUUGGAAAUUAUGGCUAUUUGGGCAUCCCCCCUCAAACGUAGGUGGGCCAACAAGCUUGUUACCAGUUCUGAUACAGGCCUGUAACUGGCCUCAGUUUCAGUAUUUGACAAUAACGACUGAGCCCUCCCAUUGUCGAACCAUCUUCUCUGUUCCCUGUGUUCAGGCAAUGGAGCUGCUGGUAGAGAAGGCCAUCAGUAGUGCCUCUGCACCCCUCAGCCCUGGUGACGCACUGAGACGGGUCUUUGAAUGUAUUUCAUCUGGGAUUUUACUUCCUGGUAAGAACCUGUCUGUGUUUUUUCAUCUUUCACCAGUCUAGGUGUAUUUCUCAGAAAUAUAAAUUCUGCGCUAAGACCGAUGUGUCGACCUCUCCUUGGUUUUCAUUAAAAAAAAAACAAAAAAAAAAAACAAAAACCAAUGAUGUGAUUCAUGAUUCAAUUCCAACAGGUGGACCAGGAUUGUUGGAUCCCUGUGAGAAGAAGCCAGUGGAUACUCUGAUUCCCAUGAGAGAGCAGCAAAGAGAGGAUAUUACCUCAAGUGCCCAGGUACACUUUCUCUUCUAUAACAGCCGUUAGGUCCGAAAACCAACAACUGUCAUCAGUUAUGGUCAUAAUUCAUCAAUUGUGGCUACUGAAUAACAUAGUCAGAGUUUUCUCCUUUCUGUACAGUUAAGAGAGAAGGUAAAAAAAGAUGAAAUAGAGAGAAAAACAAAAACUGUUUUAAAGUGAGGGACUGAAAAAUAUAUAUGAGAGGAAAUAUAAUCCCACUGAGCAUUUUUGGUCUGAAAGAGGUCUAAUGGACGUCUAAAUGUAGCCUAGACAACUGGUCUAAAAUCAGACUACCACAGACCAAGUCUAAAUCUGGGCCAUAUCUAUACAACGCUGUAUAUUGCUCAACAGCUAUCAGAAUUACUUUGGUUAAGUUAUGCAACUCACAGUUGCUUUUAGAAAUAAACAGUUAAAAUUAGGUCUAAAAAAAAUAGAUGUCUAAUAGCCGUCUAUUGCUCGGUGGGAUGUGGCCCGAACAUUUGACUGUGAUGUUUAAUGUCAAAGUUGAUGUUUAAAAGAGAGAAAUCCUACAUGCCUACUCUUCAAACGCUCACUUUACUGAUAUGCUCCCAAUGAUAAGCUAAACCCGAGUACAAAUUUAAAGUUACUGUGUGCAGAAUGAGGAUUUUCAGCGACUUCUCACAUUAAGAUUUAAAAAGGGAAAGCUUCCCCACCAACACUCCUGGCACUAAAGCAACAGUGGCCGUCAAGAACAAAAAAACAUUAAUACAACAAAGGAAUGUUUGUUGUAGGUGUGCUUCUUGUAUAUAAUAUCACUAUGCUACAAGUAUCAAUUAUCAUGACAUCUCUGAAGAAUCUCAUCAUGAAGAAUCUAGUCAUAAUGUACACACCCCAGCUGUAGCCCCUGUGGCUCUUUCAACGUUUCCCAGAGGGAGUUUUCAAGUUAUUACAGCUCCUUUUAUCAGCCUGACUGAAGAAGACGGUUGGUUUGGAGACAGGUAACAACCAGCCUCAUAAACUUGUCCUUCUGGACCGGUGGGGCUGUACGUGUUUAGUCUGUUUAGCCUCUCUUUCUGAGCACUGACUCAACUCAACAGUGACCGAUAACCAAUUUUGGGGGCUCUGAAUGUCCCCUCUGUGUUCCUGUACAGUUUGCUCUGAGGCUGCUGGCGUUCCGGCAGAUCCACAAAGUUUUGGGUAUGGACCCUCUGCCCCAGACCAACCCUCGCUUCAAUGUCCGCAACAGCCGCAAGCGCCGCCGCGACAACAGCGAUGGGACAGACAGCUUCGAGGGCGAAGGCAAAAAAGACAAGAAGGAUUACGACAGUUUCUAAGCUCCUCUUUACUAAUUUAAGCGAGUUUGAGUCUAAAAAUACUAACAUGUUGUAAACACUGUCUCUGUGUGCUGGCCGAGCUCCAGUGUUUUUUUCUUUCUCUCCUUUUUAAGCUACAGACGAACCACCUACAUGCCAGCUCGUGUUCCGUUUUAGUUUUAGAUUUUUAAAAAGCCGGGCUUCACACCGCUCUGUCUUUUAGAUGAGUCAGAUCUGACCUGAUGUGUUGCUCACAGCUGCUGCUCCUCCUCUCCGAAUCGUCUGUUUGGUUUUUAAGUUGUUUUAAGAGGAAGAUGGACCUCACAGGAUCAAAAACAGAGCCAGUUUUCUGUACAUUGUGGAACAGAAAAGAUGAGUUUCGAUGCCUUCAUUCAUCCAUAGAGCUGCACCCAGAGGUGUUUUUUUCUUUCGAAUAUGAGUAAUAAGCUUAACGCAAAGUGAUGUGCGACGCUGUGGUCUUGUUCUGUAUCAACGCUAGGCGACACUAAAGAUGACAAAAACAAAAAACAAAAAAAAAGACCUCUGAGGCAUCACACAAACAUUCAGAAGAACUUUAACUGUAAAAAUAGAUUUUUGUUCAGUAGUGAAGCUGUUGGCUCUAAAUGUAGUUUUGUCUCUCUGUUUUCAUAUAAGUAUUUGUAUAAUCUUUAAAUAGCGAAAGAUGCUUUGGUUUGCCCUGUUUACUCCAUGUAACGUCAUGGCUCUUCUGGUUAAUAAGGAACUUUACCAGCCUGCUUGCCUGUUAACUCGGUUAGGUGCUAAAUGAAGUUUCAUACUGGAAAAAAGAGAAAUAUAACUUGAAUUCAGAGGGACGGUCAACUACAGACAGGGAACAUUUAAAGGGAAAACCAACAAAUAUCUCCUCAAUAAGGUCACAGAUUUAUUUGAAGUGUAAAUACAUUUUAGAAAUGAUGUUUGAUUUUGAUGAUGGUGAAAACAAAUAUCAUAUCACUCAAAGAUGUCCCUUACAGUUCUUUGACCAGAUGGGAUCCAAGACUGAAAAGACAAGUGUUUGAUAUAUCACGUUUUCAAAAUAUGGACUAAAUCCAAACCACAGCACUGGCAGACUCUCAAAUUUUGAGACUCGUUUUUGGAUCCAAUAUUUAUCAGCAAAUAUUGUACUUUUCUGGGUUUGCCUGUGUGCAUACUUCCCUGUGGGACUUGUGAAUAAUUGAUGACAAAGUGUAAUCUCUGAAGACUUGGUUAUUCUGCCCACAUCCAUUAAAAUUAAAUGCAGCAAGCAGAAAAAAUAAAGAAACCCACCUAAACCAUACUAGUAUAUCAGAGCCAAAAGACCCCUGAAGAAUGUAGGGAUCCAGGUUCCUCCUUUAAUUUAUCACCUGUCUGUGGUUGCCUUUUCAUUGUUGGUCCUGUUGUGAAUGCUUGCUGUGCCCUGCACUCUGCUUUAAAUAUUCCAGUAGAAGCAGAAUAAAUACAUUUCCAGAUUUCAGAAUUGUGUCUCCUGUGUCUCAUUUUACUCAACCACCUAGUUUCUCUCUUGGUAUGUAGUGUGAACAUAAAGUUUCAGGCUGGGUAAGGAUUUGAGGGUGAGGAAGCAUGAGUUGAUAAGCAUGUAGAUGUAACAGAUUGCAGAAAUGGAUUGUAGAGAUCGAUUAUUUUUAAUCUCGUACUAUAAUGUUCAUUGCUAAACCACAACAAGGAUCUUUGGGCACUUUAAAUGCCACCCUAAUCCCGAAAAGUUUGGACGCUGUGUAAUCUAAAAAAAAUGUGUAUAAAAGAAUUUCAUAAGAUUGAUUAAUGUGGUAACAGUCUGGAUUCGCCAGGGUGAAUACUUACAUUUUCAGAAACCUAAUCAUUCCUUUUUUUUUCCCCUCGAUUACACUAAAUUCAAAGCACAUUCUUAAGAGCAGUUAACUGGAGCAUCAAAACUCUAGAUUGUUCACAAAACUUAAAAAUAUUUCAAAUAUGUUUCAAAAUUAAAUUUUCCCGUUAGUUCCAUUGGGAGUGCCACCAGUGGAAAAGUUUUUUGUUCAUGUUUCAUACUGCUUGAAACUUAAAAUGCUGUUUCACCAUAAUCUGCUCAGAUAUGUCUUCUCUUUUACAAGUUUUUUUUUUUUCUUUUUGAAUGAGGUCUGUCUGUAUUAAAGUGGCUUAAAUACAGACAUUUAUUUUCGUUUGACAAAUAUCCCUAUCCAAUAAUGAUUGUAGACUAAAAAGAACUGUCCUCAUAUGAUGAUAAUGCAGGAACUACAGCUAUAUGGUUUUUCAUAUUUAAAAUUAUGUGAUCCGUCUUUUUAAUUGUUUAUUAUCAUGUUCGUAUUUAAAGUUUAUAAGGAAUUGUUAAAAAAUUGACCCUUUUCUACUAUUCGUAGUCUGUUUCUUAAUAGUAGACAUUGGUGUCCCAACACUUUUCUAUAACUCAGCCAAGCUUAUAUUCCAUUGUGACAUAAAAUGGAUUGACUGUGGUAAUGAUACACCAGACUAUGCAUGUAUUCCACCCAUAACAAAUCUUUUCAAAUUUCUUGAUGUGGAACUUACAUUAUGUCCAUUACUUACUAUUUUACAUCAGAAAACUAGGAUCACAUUGACUUUAUCCUCAGCUCUACAUUUGUAUCAAGAGUCUAAGUGUUUGAAGAUACCUUUACAAUGAAUGUGCCUUCAGUGAGGGAUGUAAUAAAAAACAGACAGGAGAAGUGUCUAUUUUUGGAAAUCUUUAUUUACCACAGAAAAAUAGUGAAUGCAGUUCAUGGAAAAAUAACUUUACUGAAAAGAUAAGUCUAUAUAAAACAUCACUGGAGGAAACUCGUUGAGGUUUUGAGACCUGAAGAGACUCCUGCUGCCUUGGGACUUAAAUGUGAUCUAUUAUUAAACUCAUAUAUUUGUGAAACAUCGAUCUACUAUCAGACAGCUUAAAACAUCAAACAAUACUAAUGAGAUUAGACUAACGCUGGUGACUAAAUAUUAUCACAUUUAAAACAAUAUUGAGGAUGAACAACACGAUGGCUUCAGAAAUUCACUCGCUGAAAGAUCUUAACAUUAAGUUAAAGAAUCAAAUGUGAUGAGUUAUGAAUUAAAUGUGCAGUAACACCCACAGGUCUGCGUGUCAGAAUCUCUACACAUCAAACUUAAGUCAAAAUAAAAACAUUUUUAUGUAAAGACCUGAGUUCAGUUUGACAUGAUUAGGUAAAAAUCAAUUGAAGUACACUACUCUAAAAAAAACACAGACAUUUGAAAAAAUGUAACGCCUGUUUGAAGUAAUUCAGGAUCUGUUUGAACAUCUUGCAAAUUAAAAAUGGAUCAAUGGAUUGGAUUUCAUGAUACAUCUAAUUAGAUCAUUUUGCAUAUUUCUGAGUCAAAAACAGAAACAAAUCAAAGUCAAAUGUCAGAGGCUGAAUCAUUACAUACAGCUCCUGCAAAUUGCAAAGCAGACAUUCACGAGUAGGAAAAUAUUUACAAUAUAAAAAUAUUCACCACUUCUACAUAUCAUUACUAUGCAAAAUAUGGCUUAAGAAACAAUCAGAAACAGUCUAAUUUGAGUUGUUUGUCUGAAUUUAAGUGCAGACUUUACUACAUGUAGGCAGUUGAUAGACUUUUGUGUUUUUUUUUCUUUUUUUAACCUGUGUUUAUAUUUUAACAGUACAUUAUGUAACUAUUAAUCAAUCAUCAACAGGGCCUUACGGUGUGUAUUUGAAAUAUUUCCAAAAACUUAAGUCAGGAAAUUUAUUCACUGACAAAAAAAAUUAGACUUCCCUUUUUCAAUUUUCUAAAUGUCCCAUAAUUUAAUCAACUUCACUUUUUGGUUUUUUUCAGAGAACCAAUUACUUUUUUGGCCCAAGCAUGCACCAGAAAAAUGAGAAAAAAUUAAGUGAUUAAAUGGGAAGUGGUUACAUUUAGAGGGUGAAGUUGAAAUAUAAGAAUAUAGCUGUAAUACUUUACAGUGAAGAUUUCACAUUACAAGAACUGUGAGGAACUUUCAGCAUAUCUCAGUUUUGGUGUCCUCUAAGGUCAAAGUGGUCCCACAGUAAAUUGACAUGAUGUAAACUGGACUUAUUGCAUUAGACUGACUAAAACAGGACUUUUAGAAUACAUGUAAACACGAUAUAUACCUGGAUAUUGCUGAAUUUUUUCUUGUAUAUGUACACUUCAAACUGAAGAAGGUUCAAACUGGCUGAAGGGGGCGCCAAAAUCAACACAUACAGAAAGUUCCUGACUGGGGCUUGAAAAAGAAAACUAAAAAUGAUCAGCCUUGCCCCCCAUGAUCUAAUUAGUUUUUUUUAUGGGUUAUAAGGGGCAUCAAUAAUAAUAUUGCUCUUAAGGUUGUAAAUUUAAGAGGAAAGUCAAAGUUUUCUAAGAGCAGCUCACCCUCAGCACCAAAAUAAGGAACAUGAACUGUCCUGUUCAGUUACACUUGAGCAAACUCUGAAUAGACUGUGCAGUGAACUGGGUUUAUUUCAAACUGGGGCAGUCUAGUAGGCAGCUGUAUACAACUAUGACUUUUCUCCAUUAUCAUGACUUUAUUUUCCUAAUUUAAGACUCUAUUCUUGUUUUAUGUUCGACUUGAGUUCACCAUUUCAUUCUUGGAAUAUUGGGACUAACUAAUGAAAUUUUCAACUAUUCUCCUUUAACCCAGCCAAUUUCUACGUCUACAAAGUGUGACCACUUUUUUAAAACAUGGAGGAUGAGCCCUCCUUAAAUAAAGGCCUUCAACAGAGAGCCCUAAAGUGUGGCGCAAGACUCGUGUCACCACUGCAUAAUGGGGUUUAGCAGACUGAACACAAAGAUUUUCAUGUUGUUAGCACCAAAUACGCUCAAUAUUAUAUGUCUGCAGAGACUGCAGUUUCAGUAACGUGAUUCUGGUAUUGUAUCUCUAGGACGCUGGUAUUGUUGAAUCAGUUAUGGUUAAGAUUGGGGUCAUGGCUAGGCACUGAAAACUGUUGCGCUACACAUUAAAAGUGUGUUUGUGUCUUUGGAGAUCCAAUACAUGUGAUGGUGCAGUCGAAAACAACAAGGGUCUUAUAAGUGCGGUCCGAAAAGUACAGUCCUGACUCUGUAGCCUCCAGGGUUGCAGGGUUGUUGCACUUCUUUGCGGUUUGUGCUGACUGACAGGAAGAGUAAGUAUGCAAAUCCCGUCCGUGUUCACCAUUCUCAAAUCUAUUAUAUUAUUGUGUCUCUUUUACCAAGCGCCAUGAGACUGGGUUGUGAUGGCAAUAUCAGAUCCUAAAUUCUGCUGUGACGCUUCGAUUUGCGGGUCGGUGUUGCCUCAUUGCUCUUCCUCUUGCGGAGACUUCUCGUCUGAGCUGGCUGAGGGCUCUCUUCUUCAUCAGACUCUUCCGCUUUUUUAACUUUAGCGCUACGGCGCCCUGGUGUGAUUGUUAUUGAAGGAACUACCCUCCCUCUCAAACUCCUUUUUCCAAUCACAACAGGCUCCUCCUCUUCCUCUGACAUAACCUCGUCGGCCUCUUCAUCUGUGUCUAAUUUCAAACUGGGGACACUGUGGUCAUUGACAUCUGGUUUCUCAGACGAUUCAUCCUCAGGCAACUCAGUCGUGAUGUCUUUGUCCACCUCUGAGUCCACUUUCUCUUGUUCCUCUGUAUCAGAGUCAGAUGACAAGGUCUCCUCCUCCACAUCAUUUUCUUCCCUGUAAUCCACUUUUGGUUUUCUUCGGCUGGAUCUUCGUUUUGCUGAUCUUACCACUUCUUUCUUUUCUUUUUCUUUCAGAGAAUUUGUUGUCCUCCUUGUAACUCUGACACCUUCCACGACUGAAGAGUCCCCAGUUUCAUCUUCUUCUUCACCCUCUGAUGGCUGUUCCUCUGGUGAUUCCAUUCCUACUGGUUCUUCCUCCUCUUUCUUGUCUGUUGAAUCAUCCGUGGGACCGUCAGUUGGAGGCUCUACAGCUUGUUCAGGAGGAGGUGUUUCCUCUUCUUGUUCCUGAGCAUUCAUCUCUUGGUCAUCCUCAGGGUUUUCUUCUUCCUGCUGAUUGGUCUCAGACACCUCUUGAAUUUUAUGUCUUCUGGAACUUCUUGUUUCUCUUGUUGAAGGAGCUGGAGCUUCUUCAACUGCCUCCACAGACUCAUCUUCAACGGCUGCCUCGCUGUCAGCAGUAGAGUUUUCUGUGGCUGUGCUUUCUUCUUCUGUUAAGUUUGUUUCUUCCGCUUCAGUCACUGAUGUCUUCUUUGAGGUGUCUUCCUCCUCAGGCAGUGCUUCUUCUUCACCUCCUGCAGCAGAUUCUCCUGCCGUAUCAUCAACUGUUUCCUCCUUGGCUUCUGUUGUUUCCUCAACUUCAAUACUUGCCCCCUCUUUUUCCUGGGGUAAGGCCUCUUCUUCCUUUUCUUCAGUCUCCUCAACAGAAACAGCCACAUCCUCCUCCAUUGCCUGUUCCUCGGCGCGGGUGUCCUGGGUUGCUGAUUCUUCUUCAGGUUUUUCUGUAUUCUGUUCACCUUUACUUUCUUCUGCAGCUUCUUCUUGCUCUGCUUUUGCAUCCUCUGCUUCUGCUGCAGAAGUUUGGUCAUCAUCCUCAUCUUCUGCUUCUUGCUGUUUUCUUGUUCUUUUGGAUUUGCGCCUUGGACUAACAGGAGCAGACCUUCUUCCCUUCCUAAGGGUCCUUGUUUCAACCACAGGUUCCUCAGUCUCAACAGUCCCUUCCAUUCCUGCCCCGUCCUCUUCAUUAUCUUCAGUCUGUUGGUUCGUCAAGGUUUUGCCUUGUGGUGAGACCCUUGCUUCCUUCUUACCACUUCUUAGGGCUCUUGUUUCAACAACUGGUAAGUCUUCCUUGUUGGCAUCAUCAGCACCCUGUGUGUCUUGAGCUCCUUCCUCGGCUGGAGUCUCUUCCUGGUCACCUGAGACAGGUGAAGGUUGCUCUUCCAGGGUCUCCUGCUCCUUUUGUGAGUCCUCUUCUGCAGCUUCUACUUUUUCCAUCUCAACCUCUGGCUCUGUUGUUUCUUCUUCUCCAGCUGCAACUUGGUCACCAACCAUAUCCUCUGUUUUCUCAUCAGUUACAUUUUCAUUCACAUCUGCUGUAGUUUCUUCCACUUGCAACUCUUCAGCUGGAGCAGAUUGGUCUUCUUCCUCUUCCUCUUCCUCUGCUUCUUGCUGUUUUCUUGUUCUUUUGGAUUUGCGUCUAGGUGAGGCAGGAGCAGACCUUCUUCCUUUCCUUUUAGCUCUUGUUUCCACUGCUGGUUCAUCUUCCUCUGCACUUUUGUCUCCAGCAGCUUCCUGCUCAUCAUGUUGUCUUUUAGUUUUUCUUGGUGAGACUCUCACUGUCUUUUCUCCACCUCUCAGGGCUCUUGUUGCAACAGUUGGUGGUUCCUCCUCAGGAAUCGGCCCGUCAUCAGUAAGAGGUGUUUCUGUAAUACCCUCCUCAGCAGGGGUCUGUUCCUCCUCCGAAGUGGCAGACGGCCCUUCUGCCUCGGCCUUUUGUUCUGUUAUAGCCUCAGCUUCUGAAGCUUCUACAUUUUCCUUCUCAACUUCUGGUUCUGCAUUUUCAAUGUCCUGGGUUGCUGAUUCUUCUUCAGAUUUUUCUGUGUUCUGUUCAUCUUUACUCUCUUCUGCAGCUUCUUCUUGCUCUGCUUUCGCACCCUCUGCUUCUGCUGCAGAAGUUUGGUCAUCAUCCUCUUCCUCAGCUUCUUGCUGUUUUCUUGUUCUUCUGGAUUUGCGUCUAGGUGAGGCAGGAGCAGACCUUCUUCCCUUCCUUUUAGCUCUUGUUUCCACAGCUGGUUCAUCUUCCUCUGCACUUUUGUCCCCAGCAGCUUCCUGCUCAUCAUGUUGUCUUUUAGUUUUUCUUGGUGAGACUCUCACUGUCUUUUCUCCACCUCUUAGGGCUCUUGAUGAAACAGUUGGUGGUUCCUCCUCAGGAAUCUGUUCAUCUGUAAGAGGUGUUUCUGUAAUACCCUCCUCAGCAGGGGUCUGUUCCUCCUCUGAAGUCGCAGGGGGCCCUUCUGCCUCGGCCUUUUGUUCUGUUGUUGCCUCAGCUUCUGGAGCUUCUACAUUUUCCUUCUCAACUUCUGGUUCUGCAUUUACGGUGUCCUGGGUUGCUGAUUCUUCUUCGGGUUUUUCUGCCUCGGCCUUUUGUUCUGUUAUUGCCUCAGCUUCUGGAGCUUCUACAUUUUCCUUCUCAACUUCUGGUUCUGCAUUCUCAGUGUCCUGGGUUGCUGAUUCUUCUUCGGGUUUUUCUGUGUUCUGUUCAUCUUUACUUUCUUCUGCUGCUUCUUCUUGUUCUGCCUUUGCUUCUUCUGCUUCCGCUGCAGAGGUUUGGUCAUCAUCCUCUUCCUCAGCUUCUUGCUGUUUUCUUGUUCUUCUGGAUUUGCGUUUAGGUGAGGCAGGGGCAGACCUUCUUCCCUUCCUUUUAGCUCUUGUUUCUAUCACUGGCUUGUCUUCCUCUGCACUUUUUUCUGCAUCAUCCUGCUCAAUGUCUUGUCUUUUUGUUUUUCUUGGUGACACUCUCACAGCCUUUUCUUCGGGAACUUCUACCUCUUCAUUUGCCUCUUCAUCUCUUUCAGUUGGCUGUGCCUCUUCAGCAGCCUGAGGCGCUUCAGCCUCUCCAGAGGAGACGAUCUCUUCCUCCUCAACUUUAUCCCCUUCUGUUGGAGCUACAUCAGCAACUUCGCUUGAGGCCUCACCCUCAUCUGCACCUUCUUCAACAGCUUCAGCGCCACCAGCUUGUCCCUCCUCUGCAGCAUCUUGUUCUGGGGCAGCCUCCUCUGACGUGUCUUCGUCUGUUUCUGGUUCUGCAUCUUGAGUUGCGUCCUCAUCUUCAAGUCUCUCUCCUUCAGCCUCGUCUUUGUCUUCCUUUGCUUCUUUCUCUUCUGCUGUUGUAGCUUCCUCUCCUUCUUCUUCUGCCUCUUCCUCCUGGGUUUGUUUGUGUGAUUUUUUCGGUGUCUUCUGUUGUGUGACGGAGAUGGACUUCCUUCCUCCUCUAAGAACUCUGACUUGAACUUCAGGUUCCUCUUCCUCAUCAUCCGAAGCUUUGUCCUUGUCUUCUGCAUCAUCCCUUUUCUGUUGUCUUCUUGUUGAUUUGCGUCUUGGUGUGGCUUUCACUGUUGUCUUUUUUCCUCUUCGUGUUCUGACUGCCACCACCUCCUCCUCCUCCUCCUCUUCAUCAGCAACUUGGGCCUCAUCCUCUUUUGCUGUCGCCUUAGCUUCCUCCUCCCCCAUUUCUUGUGUUGCAACUGCUUCUUCUGCUUUCUCCUCCACCUUCUCCUCUUCCACUAUUGACUCCUCUUGCACUGAUUCUUCCUCUUUGGUUUCCUCUACUUCAGCAGGAGUUUCAUCCUCUUCCACGACAGCUGCUGCUUCUUCCUCAUGAACCUCUUGAUGGGUUUUCUUCAGGUCCACUAGAACCACACUCACUUUUUGGAGAUGGAGAAGCUUGGGUACCACAACGUCACUCUGCUGCUUUUCUUCUAUAGGUGUUGCCUCCUCGGCUGUAGAGGGAGGUAAAUCUUCAUCAGGGGUGGGUUCAGGUAAGGAAGUGUCGAUUUCUUUUUCCUGGACUGAAUCCUCAGGAGUAGCUUCACCAUCCUCUGUGGUCUCGGUCUCUUCUGGCACUGCCACGGUUUCUUCCUCUGCUGCUGUGUCUUUGUCGAUGGUCUCUCCCUCUUCCACUGAAUCCUGAGUUGUGGCUGCUGCUUCCUGGGCAGCCUCAUCUAAGGUCUUUUCUUCUUCAGCACCUUGUUCACCUGUCUCAGUGCUUUCUGGUGCAUCUUCUUGUCUGUCUGGUUCCUCAGCAGCUGGAACCUCUUUCUCUGCAUCUGCCUCUACUUGUUGGGUUUCAUCCCUCUCAUUAAGUUCCUCCUCUUCAGCUUGUUCCACUUUUUCCUCAGCCUCUCCAUCUUUAUCUGCUGGAGCUUCUUCUUCUCCUUUCUCCCCUUGGUCCACCUUCUCCUGGGGUUGCUUGCGUGUUUUUCUCUGUGGACUUUUUUGUACCUGGUAGGACUUUCUCCCUCUCCUGAGAACUCUAACUUGAACUUCUGGUUCUUCCUCGUCAAUGUCUGGAGCUUCCUCCUUUUCCUCUUCGCCCUUUUUCUGUCUUCUGGCUGAUUUGCGUCUCGGUGUGACUGUGACUACUGUCUUUUUACCUCUUCGUGUUGUGAUUUCAGUGACUGUAACUUCUUCCUCCUCCUCUUUAUCAGCAACUUGGGCCUCUUCCUCUAUUGCUGCCUCAUCUUCCUGAACCGUUUCAUGAGUGGUGUCUGCUUCUUUUUCCUCCUGCUCAACCAUUUCUCCUCUUAUCACCACCUCCUCCUGUUCAGCUUGUUCGGUUUCAGCAGUGGAACCAGAAAUACUCUCCUCCGCCGUUGUUUCUUCCUUCUGCUCUUCCUCUCCAUCUUCAGCAAUUUCCUCCACAGGAACAGCGGCUUCUUCUGCAGCUGUUGUUUCCUCUUGUACUUUGGACUCUUCCUCAGCAUCUUCAGAUACAUCAGGUGUUGCUUCAGUCUUCUCUUCAACUAGCUCUUCAUCUUCUGCCGCAGGUUUUGAUUCCUCCAACUCUUUUUGUGAUUCUGUUUGUUCUUUAGUCUCUAAAGAAACAACCUCCUCUACUUCUUGUUCCUUCCCCUCUUCUUCAGCAUCCUUUUCUGGUGCUUCCAUCUCAGUGUCAACUGUUUCUGCUUCAGUCACAACCUCAGUCUUGUCCUCCUCAGCUUCCUGUUGGGUGCCUUCACUUUGAUUUGCCACAAUUGUCUUUCUUCCACUCCUCAAAACUCUUGUCACAACAACAGGGGCUUCCUCUGCUUCACUUUUGUCCUCCUCCAGGUUUGCAGAUUCCUCCUUUUCUUUCUCGGAAUUGUCUGCCUGGUGCUCGUCCUCUUGGACAGCCUCUGUUUCUACAGAUGCAGGUUCAGUAACCGUUUCCUUUUCCCCCUCUUCCUCUUCUUGUGGCGCUGGUGUUUCCGCCUCUGCAUCAACAACAGACGUCUCUUCUUCUCCUGCUUUUGGUUCCACCUCUUCCUUUUCUGAAGCAGCAGGUUCUCCAUCAGCUGGUGUUUCUUCACUCUCUUUUUCACUAAGCUGGUCAGGGGUUGCUUCCUGGUGCACAAGAUCAGCAGUGGCUUCAGAGUCUAUGUCUUUCUCCUGAGGCUCUUCGACUGCAGGUGCACUGACCUCAUCGAGAGCUUCUGUCUCUUCCUCUGCUGCUUUAUUAACCUCAGUUGAGGGUGCAACAUCCUCUCCUACUUCCUCAGUUGAUGUCUUUUCUUCUGUUUUGUCAUCAGCAUCCUCUUGUACCUCUACCUGAGCCUCAGCUUCCUCUUCGACAGCAACACCUUUUGCUUCCUCUGUCUGCUCUUCUUCUUGUUUCUGAAGUCUUCUGCUUUGUCUUUUGGGCGUAGGUUGAGCUGUAAGUUUACGUCUGCCUCUCUUACCUCUUUUCUGCACGACAGGAGGUUCCUCAUCUUCUUCAUCAGAGGCUUCUUGUUCCUCCUGUCUCGUUACUGUUUCUGCAUUAUCUUGUUUUGCCCCUGACUCCUCCUCUUUCUCUGUCUCCUCUUCUGUCAGACCAUCCUCUUUCAUGGAGGUAAUUUCUUCUGGCUCUUCUCCCUGUUCAGGUGCAGCUGGCUCCUCCGCUACAUCUGUUGCAGAAACCUCCUCCACACUUGUCGUCACUUCUCUGUGCACCCUCUGACUCGAGCGCGUAGAUUUGGGAGUAGGAGUGCUCUUAACUGUCCUUCCUCUCAGAACUCUUGCUCCAUCCAGGACUGGGGUGUCCUGCUCCUCUGGUUUUCUGUGCCGCUGAGAUCUCCGUCUGGGGGUUUCACUCUUGACUGUUGUUAUCACCUUUACGACUACUCUCUCUGUUUUCGGAGUUUCACCAUUUUCUGUUAUAAGUGGCACAGGUUGUGUAACAGUUUCCUCUGACUUUUCAUCGGCCUCCUCCACUGGAGUCUCUGCUUCUUUGUGCUCCUCUGAAACUGCUUCAGACACAAUCGGUUCCACGGUAUCCUCACACUCUUUCUCUGCUUCCUCAAUUUCUGACGCCACAUUCUCAACUAUCACCUGUGAGUCAUGGGAGGUGUUCACAUCUUCUGUGUCAUCCUCUUCGGCUUGAGGCUCCUCAGUUUCAGGUGCUGAUGUUAAAUCAUCUAGAUCUUUUGUGUCCGUUUUUUCUAACAUCACAGAUAUCUCUUCCUCUUCUCCUCUUUCUUCUAGAGGUGUUGUAUCUGCUGCAUCCUCUCCUGUCUCUUCAGGAGUCAAACUGACUUCAUCCUAAAAUGAAACAAAGAAAAUGUAACAAUUUGCUAUAUUGCUAAUUUGGACAAACAUCUAUCCAAUGAACAAUUUACUUACACACGCCUCAGUCUGCACCAGGUCAGAAAUGUUUUGCACUUCGGUCUCCUGUUGUACAGAAUUGUGCUCCUCUCUGGGGGUUUCUGCUUCAAUAUCUUCAAUCCUAAUAGAUACAAGUAAUGACUUUAGUUUAAACAUUUUUUUUCAACAAGUUGCCAUGAUACAGGUCAGAUAACAAAGAGAAGAUAGCAAAUUCAUGCCUUCAGGGAUGAUAAAAGUCUCAAUUUUAGGAGCGAAGAAGCUGCCCUCUGCUUAAGCUAUUGCACCAAGCCAUUGACUCAUUUGAGAAUUUGAUUGAAGUUGCUGCUUUUUUACUUUCUUCUUUGGUGAAAUGAUUUUCCAUUUUUUUAUAAACUACAGGUCAAGAUGACAAUCCCUACUAUGGUCCAAUUUUUAUCAAUAGAAGCAGGAAAUUCAGAAACAUUGCAAACUUAAAAUUUGUGAUUUUCCUUUUUGUACUUGUGUUCAGAUUAGGUGUUUUUUACAGUGUGUGUUACUUUUACUUUCUGCUGCACAUUGCCUUUUCUUUAUUGCAUUUGUUUUUGAGUUUGACACCAUGUUUGAAUAUGCAUCUUUUCAAAAUUUGCAGGUAGAAAUUGUUGUUGCAGGUCAAAUGCUCAUUUUUGCACACUGUAAAAUGCGCUGAAACAUACAAAGAUUUGCACACACCAGAUACUGUGUGUUUUUUCUCUGUUUUUAUCUUCUAACAAAUCCUCCUGACAUAUUUGUAUGAAAAAUCCUCCCUCAGUACCCAAAGAUAUGUGAAACAUGAGGACAUAUUUGAACUGAGAGUUGAUAUUAAGGCAUCUGAAAAGGAAUUUCUGAAUCUCCUGUUAAAAUAAAACAAUCAUCAUGCUUCACAGGGGUGAACCUGAUCACUUGAUACUGACCUGAUUACUCUCUCUGACCUCUCCUCUGUGACCUGUUCUGCCAUCUUUCUUUGUUUGGAUCCACUGCUCCGACCUCGAACCACAACAGGGAUCUCAUCAUCUAAGACUGCAACCAUAAUUACAAUGUUGAUUACCAAACUGCACAACACAACACUAAUAAUUACAUUAAUUUUUAUUACAGCCUAUGUGUAAAGAGAUGAAACUCACCUUUGGUUGCUUUCAGGACAGUCACCUCUUCCUGCAAAUCAAAUUACACUGGUCAUCAUCACAUGUGAACACUUCGCACAAAUGCUUUUUAAUGUGGUUAUAACAAUUAGACCGUAAGUGACUGGCUUUACACUUGAGUUUUCAGCUUUAGAAUCAAUCCUGACUCCCUGGUGACAACUUUGAUCUGUUUUAGCUGCAAAUACAUGGACCCUCAAUACACUUUGUACAAAUCUGAGGUUAUCUUUGAUGUGAAAGACGGCACAGCAGACUAGAAACUCUGAUGGGAGUAAAAAAACACAACAACGAAAAGAUCAAUCUUACUCUGACUCUAAUAAAUACUUGUUGUUCAGUUCUCCUGUUAUUCACAGCAUGUGGAGGCACUGGUUAUCUAUCAUAUCAGGGUGUGCACUGAGAUACAGGACAGUUCACUAUGUUUAUGCAUUUAGAGACUGAUUUGUUGCUCUUCAUAAUAGUUGCUGUGGGUGCAGGGGUCGAGCAGUCCUCAAUGUUGCCCAGCACACAUGAAUAUACACACCACUACUGUGGACAAAUGCCCCCCCAGACCACCUCCAUAUGUGGACAGAAAGAUCAGAUGAAAUGGAAAUGAAAAUAUAAAUGUUUAUAUAUAUUUAAAUUUUAACUCACCACAAUUUCAACCGUACACUCCAUGGAUUCUGUUUCUUUUAUCUGUGUAGUGAUCGCCUCCUUCUCAAUCACUUCUGUGAUCACGAUCGACUCUUCGGUGAACACCAGACUCUUAGAUACAGCUGAGGAGCAGAGGAAAGAAAACCUGAAGAAUCUGAGACUUCUCUUUAUUAUUUAAAAUUACUUAAUAAUUGAUUAUUGCUGAAUUUUUAUUUUCAAAUUGCACAGUCUUUAAAAACAACCUGGGUGUUUUAUCAGCUCUGCUGUUUUUUCUUACCACUCAGAUCCAUGGUCUGAAUCUUGCUGGCGAUUUUGGUCCUUUGUGUGGGGCCUCCGAUGCUCUCCACCUCCCACAGCAGGUCUGCAUGCUUUGGGUACUGAUGCAGGUAGUUUUUACACACUGAGGACAAAGAUAUAAAAUCAGUGUUGACUGUUAGAAAGCUGAUUCACCUAAAUCAGUAAAGAUGUACAUGCUUCGGGGUGGUCUGCUUUACCUUUGUACAUGGAUUUGGUGAGGGGGUAUCUCAACCCAAGACACUCCUCUUGAAAACUGAGUACAAAGUCCUCUAGCAUCUGCACACCAAAGCCUUUUCCACGCUGACACUUCCUAACAAAUAUGGAGUCCAUCACAGGGAGCAGAUAGCUUCUGGUGGAGAAAGAACUACACAAGCUGCCUGCAGGCAAACACAAAGAAGAGUAUAUUCAUGAGUGUCAGAGAGGGAGGAACUCCAACAGGUCUGGAGCUGAUUUUUGGUGAUGAAUUGUGAGUUUAAUUGUUUGAAAUGAGGAUUAAAAUGAUCCUGUGUUAGGGUCAAUACUGCUUUAUAGUUACCAGUGGGUUUGACUGAGUAGAAGCCCACAGCCUCUCCGUUGCUCCAAAAGAUCUUAGCGUGAUCUCGCUCCCCGUGGCAAAGGAAAGGGAGCUCAUCUAAGCUCAUCUCUUUGGCUCUAUAGACGACACGAUUCAGGAUGUAUAAAACUAUCCUCUCUCCUACUGA
Molecule: messenger RNA, 33206 nt
Organism: Xyrichtys novacula (pearly razorfish)
Lineage: Eukaryota; Metazoa; Chordata; Actinopteri; Labriformes; Labridae
Source: the annotation of a GenBank genome assembly